AUGACAAAUAUGAAUGACCCAUUAUCUGUAUCAAAUCUAGGUGGCGAUUUUCCAUUCAACAAGCAAACAAGACAAAAUGUUGUCUGUACAGAGCCACCUUCUUAUGAAUCAUUAUUAAACAAUCCAAAUAUUUCUGUUAAAGCACAUUAUCCAUCUCAAUCAGGGUUGUUUAUUCUUAAAGCGAAUUCUUAUUACACUGUUGUUGAUAUUCUCAUUAUAAAUUGGGAUCUUAAUGAAAUUUUCGAAGAAGAAUUCAUGUGUUCAACUACACAAAUAAAUUCAUUCACCGUUGAUACUUCAAUCGUAAAUGAUACUUGA
Rotaria sp. Silwood2 is the source of this 318-nucleotide messenger RNA. Lineage: Eukaryota; Metazoa; Rotifera; Eurotatoria; Philodinida; Philodinidae. The record is from the annotation of a GenBank genome assembly.